This is a messenger RNA of Malassezia vespertilionis, 603 nucleotides long. RefSeq names its product TRAPP subunit (gene TRS20). NCBI's taxonomy places the organism in Eukaryota, Fungi, Basidiomycota, Malasseziomycetes, Malasseziales, Malasseziaceae. The record is from RefSeq and is a predicted model, not a curated record. Gene Ontology annotation, biological process: endoplasmic reticulum to Golgi vesicle-mediated transport. Bases 1 to 603 code for a protein of 200 amino acids. The transcript has 4 exons. Gene Ontology annotation, cellular component: TRAPP complex; nucleus; cytoplasm.
AUGCCGUACUAUUUUUGUAUUGUCGGCACGCGCGAUAAUCUGCUGUACGAGGUGGACCUCACCAUGCGGCCACCUGCUGCGCCUGCAGGUUCCAGCACGCCAGGUAGCGCACCAGCGGCAGAAAUGCCUUCAGGCGAUUCCGCGCGUCCGUCUAGCAUUUUUGGGUUCAGCAAUGCGCUCGGCGCACUGACUGGUAGUUUUGGCAACACACGCCCAGGCACGCACAUGCCCACUUUUGACACGCCCAUGGAUGAAGCGAGUGCAGCUACAUCGGCGCAGGUGGGCGAUCAUUAUAUGCUGCAGAUGAUUGCGCAUGGAUCCUUGGAUAUUUUAGAGGACAAGCAGUUUUUGGACAAUGCAGUCUACCUAAAACAACUGGACAAAAUAAGCGACUGGAAUGUGUCGGCAUUUCUCGUGCCGGGAAACGCAAAGUUUAUUGUGCUGCACGAGCACAUGCAUGAGGACGGCAUCCGCAACUUUCUGAUGGAUGUAUGGGAAUUAUGGGUCAAGGCAUCCAUGAACCCUUUCCGGCAGCCAAACGACCCGAUCACGUCCCCUAGCUUCGACCAGAAAAUCCGCGCGAGCGCACGGAAGCAUUUGUAG